Meloidogyne enterolobii is the source of this 795-nucleotide messenger RNA. The record is from the annotation of a GenBank genome assembly. Lineage: Eukaryota; Metazoa; Nematoda; Chromadorea; Rhabditida; Meloidogynidae.
CAGAAAAAAUUCCUUCAUUAUUAACAGAUUGAUCAUUUUUCUUUUUUUGUCGGUAUUUUCGCUGGUUUUCAGUCAACCUUUUUUUAUUUUUUUGGAAAUAUUCUUUAUUAUAUUUAAUUCUGUUAAACACUUUGCCUUCUCCUUUGUCUUUAUCAUUUUUAGUAAUUUUCAAUUUUGGUUUUAAAGUUUCUUUAUAUUUAUGAAUUUGAGUAUUGACCGACGAUCCAGCCCCAUCGUUUAAUAUUUUAUUAACAUCAUUUGACGUGUAAUCCUUUUCAACUUGUCUAGCUAUCAUGUCAUCUCCAUUAAACAUAUUUGGAUCUUCUACAUCGAUUUGAUUUUCUUCACCAUUUUUGCCUUCAUCCUCCCGUUGAUUGAAAAGAUUUCCUUGCUCCUCGCAAACAAUUGACAGGUUAACUAAAUUAGUAAGAUCAUCAGUUUGUGAUUUAACAAAGGAAGUUCCUUCAUUCUUAUCAGAUUGAGCGUUUUUCUUUUUUUGAUAGUAUUUACGUUGGUUUUCUUUCAACUUUUCUUUAUUAUUUUGGUAAUAAAUUUUAUUUCGAUGCUCAAACUUUUCCUUAUUUUUUUCGUAGUAAAUACUAUUAUAUUGACUCCUUUUUCCUGUAUUUGUUAUAUCGUAGUUUCGCUGAUUCUCGUUUAUCUUAUCUUCAUUUUUCUGAAAAUAUUCUUUAUUAAAUUCUCCUUUGUUAAACACUUUGCCUUCUUUUUUGUCUGUAUCCUUUUUAGUAAUUUUUAAUUUUGGUUUUAACGUUUCUUUAUAUUUUUGAAUUUGAG